CAAUGAUCAGUUGAGGAAGGUUAACUUUCGGAACCCAACCUUUCGUACUGAAGACGUAUUAACGGUUUGUAUACUAGACAGGACUUAAAAUGUCUAUUCGACCGGUAUAUCGACCGAAAAUUGUGAAGAAAAGGACGAAGAAGUUUAUUAGACAUCAAAGUGAUAGAUAUGAUAAACUCAAGCGUAACUGGCGUAAACCAAAAGGUAUUGACAACAGAGUCCGUAGGCGAUUUAAGGGUCAAUAUUUGAUGCCUAACAUUGGUUAUGGUAGCAACAAGAAGACGCGUCAUAUGCUACCAACUGGCUUCCGAAAAGUUCUUGUACAUAAUGUAAAGGAAUUGGAAGUCUUAAUGAUGCAGAACCGCAAGUUUUGUGCAGAGAUUGCACACGCUGUGAGCAGUAAAAAAAGAAAAUCCAUUGUAGAGCGUGCUCGACAGCUCUCAAUACGUGUGACAAAUGCUAGCGCACGCUUGCGUUCGGAAGAAAAUGAAUAAGCGUGCUUUCAUGUAUUUUGGCAAUAAAAUAUUAAAAACAUA
This is a messenger RNA of Harpegnathos saltator (Jerdon's jumping ant), 536 nucleotides long. RefSeq names its product ribosomal protein L32 (gene RpL32). Gene Ontology annotation, molecular function: structural constituent of ribosome. Bases 90 to 494 code for a protein of 134 amino acids. The transcript is spliced from 4 exons. Gene Ontology annotation, cellular component: cytosolic large ribosomal subunit; ribosome. Gene Ontology annotation, biological process: translation. The record is from RefSeq and is a predicted model, not a curated record. NCBI's taxonomy places the organism in Eukaryota, Metazoa, Arthropoda, Insecta, Hymenoptera, Formicidae.